AUGAGUCAAGACGAGGCCAUGGCCAAUAUCAUCAAGGAGAAGUUGGAGCGGUCCAAGAAGCUUCGGGUUGGUGCCGUGGCCAUGCGAGACGCGAGCGACAACGACAAUGUCCGAAACACCCUUGACGAACAGAUCCGUGAAGAAAGCAGCUAUGUGAAAUACGCCCAGGAAUUACAGGACAAGCUACUCGCCGCCCGACUCAGCAACGUGAGCUUGUCUGGCUCGACUGCGGCUGGCUCUACGCGAGGCGAGAGAGGAGGCGCACCACCGCCUCCCCCGAAAGACGCCGGCGGAAGAGGCUCCUAUGGAUCUAUGCAGUCCGGCCAAGGCGAUAUGAUGGGCCCUCGGAAUCCAUAUGCGUCUUCCGGUGCUAACACAUCUACACCCGCCCCGAGGCCCAACUUCACCAAAUUAGAUCUAAUAAAAUACGAUACGCCACACUGGGGCCCUCGAAUCCAACUCAUGCUUUCACAGAUAGGGUUCAAGCUGAAUGUUGAGGAACAAUAUCUGAAGGGCGUGGAAAAGAUGGUUCAGCUUUACAGCAUGGAAGGUGACCGCAAAAGUAAGGCAGAUGCUUCUGCUAAGCGUGUUGAGAGUAAACAGAAGAUCCACCUCUUGAAGCAGGCGUUUAAGCGGUACGAGGAUCGUUACAUAGGCGAUUUCGACUCGAACGACUCUCCUGAUGAUGACAGCAUCAACAUGCCCAAUUUACGCAAGCCUUUGACUGGACAGCUUUCCAUACGAGUACAGCAAAUCAGGAAUGUUGAUCAUGCUUCCACCGGCCGCUUUUCGCGAGGACCAGAGACUUUCGUUGCUGUCAAGGUCGAGGACAUCGUGGUAGCACGGACGAAGGUAUCUCGCAACGACCGGUGGGAGGCCGAAUACCACAAUAUCGACGUGGACAAGGCCAACGAGAUCGAGCUCACUGUUUACGAUAAGCCGGGCGAGCAUGCUCUGCCUAUCGCUAUGCUCUGGGUUCGGAUAUCGGAUAUUGUGGAGGAGGUGAGGCGAAAAAAGAUCGAGGCAGAAGUUAACAACUCUGGCUGGGUAUCUGCUGAUAGAAUGGGCGGAGCUAGUGCACCACCGGCUCAAUUUCCAAUGGGUUCCCAGCAGCAACAAUUUGGUCCUCCGUCCACUCCAGGCCAUGCCGGCCAGUCACAUCCUGGAUUUGGACCCCAAGCGGCGCCCCAGGUCGGCUCUCAACCCAUCGACGCGUGGUUCAACCUCGAACCUACCGGCUCGAUCCACAUCUCUCUCAACUUCAUCAAACAGAACAAGGACCGUAGGCCAGUGGAUCUCGGUCUUGGUCGAAAGGGAGCUAUCCGUCAGCAGAAAGAAAAGGUGCACGAGAUGUACGGACACAAAUUCGUUCAGCAGCAGUUCUACACCAUCAUGCGUUGUGCCCUGUGUGGCGAUUUCUUGAAGUACUCGGCUGGCAUGCAGUGCGAGGACUGCAAAUACACCUGCCAUACGAAGUGCUACCCCAGUGUAGUUACGAAAUGCAUUAGUAAGAGCAACGCCGAAACCGAUCCUGACGAAGAGAAGAUCAACCACCGCAUUCCACACAGGUUUUCGCCGUUUUCAAACCUUACUACUAAUUGGUGUUGCCAUUGCGGCUACAUCCUGCCCUUCGGCAAGAAAAAUUGCAGAAAAUGUUCCGAAUGUGGUCUUACCGCGCACUCCCAUUGUGUCCACCUCGUUCCGGACUUUUGUGGUAUGAGUAUGGCUGUAGCCAACCAGAUCCUGGAGGGCAUCCGGUCACAAAAGCAGCGGCAACAGAAGGCCACUUCCCUUAGCGAUAAAACCCUUCGGUCGGGCAAAAUGAGCCCAUCGGCCAUGUCUGGGCCUACGUCGCCUUUCGGCUCCCAAGGUGGCCCGUCUUACCAACCUAGUAUUGCUUCCCAGGAGGCGACGGACGCCGCAAAGGCCAUGUACGCGAGCCAAACUUCUCCCUCACGGCCUGUUCACCCCGACCGGACCUCGUCGAGUUCGAGCGCUGCUGCGGCCGCAGCUACUGCUGCUAUGGGUGGCAUCAUGGCUUCGCAGUCUGGGCGACUUCCCCCGGUGAUGGACUACUCUGGUCGAGACAGUGGUGGCUACGGUGGGCUAAUGGAUGCACAAGAUGAUCGGUAUGCUGCUGGUCAGGGAUACGGCGCUCCUUCGCAGCCAAAGUACAACCCGGCGGCAUAUGCGAAUGUUAACAGCUAUCCCGGCCAUCCACAGGCGCAACAGGCGCAGCAGCAGCAGCCCCGUCCGGUGCAGCAACAAUCGAUGUCUCCUCCACCACAGCCGCAGCCGUCAAUGUAUCCACAGAGCGUCCCGGUCCCCAAACCACUGCCAAUUCAGGAGACGCCUUCGCUGGCUUCCGGCUCCACCUUGCCACCCCCUUCGCGACGACCUCUGCCGCUUGCAACAGACCCGGGAACUGGCCAGCGAAUUGGGUUGGAUCAUUUCAACUUCCUCGCGGUGCUUGGCAAGGGCAACUUUGGUAAAGUCAUGCUGGCUGAAACGAAGAAAUCGAGACGGCUUUAUGCCAUCAAAGUGCUCAAAAAGGAGUUCAUUAUAGAGAAUGACGAAGUCGAGAGCAUACGGUCGGAGAAGAGGGUAUUCUUGGUUGCCAACCGAGAACGACAUCCUUUCCUGACCAAUCUCCAUGCCUGUUUCCAGACCGAGACCAGAGUCUACUUCGUCAUGGAAUACAUAAGUGGUGGUGAUCUGAUGCUUCACAUUCAGCGAGGCAUGUUUGGCACUAAGCGUGCGCAGUUUUAUGCUGCCGAGGUUUGCCUCGCCCUGAAGUACUUCCACGAGAACGGCGUCAUUUACCGUGAUCUCAAGCUUGACAACAUCCUGUUGACCCUGGAUGGUCACAUCAAGAUUGCAGAUUUUGGUUUGUGCAAAGAAGACAUGUGGUACGGCUCGACAACUAGUACUUUCUGUGGUACACCUGAGUUUAUGGCCCCGGAGAUUCUGCUAGACAAGAAGUAUGGAAGGGCAGUUGAUUGGUGGGCAUUCGGCGUUCUGAUCUACCAGAUGCUGCUUCAGCAAUCACCUUUCAGAGGAGAAGAUGAAGAUGAGAUCUACGACGCCAUCUUGGCCGAUGAGCCGCUCUACCCUAUUCACAUGCCUAGGGAUUCCGUUUCGAUCCUCCAAAAGCUGCUCACCAGGGAACCGGACCAGCGGCUUGGUAGCGGCCCUACUGAUGCUCAAGAGGUCAUGAGCCAGCCCUUCUUCAGGAACAUUGUUUGGGACGACAUUUACCACAAGAAAGUCGCACCACCUUUCAUGCCUACGAUCAAGAACGCGACUGAUACCAGCAACUUCGACUCUGAGUUUACUAGUGUCACGCCCGUGCUUACACCGGUGCAAUCAGUACUUUCACAAGCGCAUCAAGAGGAGUUUAGAGGAUUUUCGUACACUGCCGACUUCGAUUAG
This is a messenger RNA of Anthostomella pinea, 3432 nucleotides long. The record is from the annotation of a GenBank genome assembly. Lineage: Eukaryota; Fungi; Ascomycota; Sordariomycetes; Xylariales; Xylariaceae.